ACAUGUGCGGAACAAAUCGACUGAAAGGCGGGGAACAAAGCUGCGAUAUGACUGACUGAGAAGCGGGAGGAGGAGAAGAGAAGAAGAUAGAAACUCCUAAAUAAAAACAAUACUCCUUUCUAGUCAUUCAAAUUAAUAUUAUAAUAAUAAAAGCUGCUAUAUAGCUGGAAGAGGACGACACCGGCUGGAUCAUCAUCACACUUCAAAAUGGAUCUUCACGAUAAAGAUAUUAUCCCUGGAGAGAUUUUGCCUGUGGUCAUAAUUGGCAACGGCCCGUCAGGGAUCUGUCUGUCAUACCUGUUGUCAGGUUACACCCCCUACCUGUCACCCGAAGCAUGGCAUCCCAACCCCCUGCUGCACAGCAAGCUGGGAGAGCAGCCUCACCUGUCGCUGCUGGAGCAGAAUCUAGAGUACCUGUGCGAGGGCUUGGAGGGCCGAUCAUCCAAUCCCGUCGCAGUGCUGUUUGAUUCGCUGCUGCUCCCCGACAGCGACUUCGGAUUGGAUUACACCUCUCCGUUGGCAUGGCGAUACGAACCCGAGCGUGCCAUUCCUCACCUGGUGCUGGGGAAGGGUCCGCCUGGAGGAGCCUGGCAUGCCAUGGAGGGCUCCAUGCUGACUCUGAGCCUGGCUAACUGGAUGGAGCUUCCUGGACUCAAACUGAAGGACUGGCUGCGAGACAAACGCAGAAAUGUACGAAACGACCGCGCCACACCAGCAGAGAUAGCCUCCUACUACCAGCACUACGUCUCUCAGAUGUCUCUGGAGCAGAACUUUGCUUGCGGCACCACCGUCACCUCGGUAACCAGGCAGCCUGGCAACCAAGACGGGUCACCGCCAUGCUGGAGGGUGAAGGGACUGCAGCGCCGAGAGGGGGAGGUGCUCGGAGAUGGUUCAUCGGUCUCAGAGGAAGUGCCUUUCACCGUGUUGGCCCAUAAUGUGGUGCUGGCGACGGGGACCCACGACAUCCCAGCCCGGCUCGGUGUGGAGGGAGAGUCUCUUCCUUUUGUCUGCCACUCUUUCUGGGAGCUAGAGGCAGCCAUCUCUCGUGGUGAGCUCGACCAGACUUCGGACCCUGUGCUGGUGGUCGGGGCGGGUCUUACGGCGGCCGACGCGGUGCUGGCCGCUCACCAUCUCAACACGCCGGUCUACCACGCCUUUCGACGCUCGGUCACCGACCCCGGGCUUAUCUUCAACCAGCUGCCCAAAGUGCUCUACCCAGAGUACCACAAGGUUCACCAGAUGAUGACUCAGCAGCAGCACCGAGCGGACUCUCCACCACAGGAGCAAGCUCAGAACCUCCAUCACCUUUCCACCACUUCCUCCUUCUCUCCAUCCUCGACCUCCCCGUCCUCCUCCUCCUCGUCCUACCCGGGUUACCUCAGCUUCCCUCGCCACAGGGUCGUGGCGUUCCGACCGGACAGGAAGUGCGUCCUGGAGUCAGACUCUGGCCAACAGACGGUGGUUCAAGUCUCCAAGGCUCUGGUUCUGAUCGGCGCCCAUCCCAACCUCUCCUUUCUCGCCGACAACGGGCGUCUACUGGGCGUCAAACCCAAGGAGACAAUAACGUGCCGAAGGAACCCGAUUGAGGUGGACCCUUUCACAAACCAGGUGGUUGCGGCUGAAGGGCCGGGCAUGUACGCCAUGGGGCCGUUAGUUGGCGAGAACUUUGUCAGGUUUCUGAAGGGCGGAGCGCUGGCUAUCGCUAGUGACCUCGCCAACAGACAGAGGGAGGGAGAAGGAAGAGGAGAGGAGGACAUGGCCACAGAGAGAUUAAAGGACAGAUGCCUGGACAGACAGGUGACCACACAGGCAGAAGCAAAGGUUUGUGUUCUCGGGUUGUAGCUGGUUUCCUUGGACUGCAGCGUUGUUGAGUGGACUGAAGCAAACAGACUUGCUAUGAUGUGAUUCAGACUCAUGGAUCGAGACGAAAAACAGGAACUGGGCUCAACUUUAAACUCCUGACAACUGGAACGGCUGCAAACACGAGUUAUAGGUCAUGUUUUCCAGAAAUCACAGAGUAGGGCCGUCGAACAGGAAACAAGUGGCCCUAUGACUGAACUUGCACUGGUUUGGGUUUGAUAUCUUAUUAGAUCGACUGUACUGAUCUCCAGGCCUGACGCACUCUGCUCUGAAGGCUAAAAUAAAGCAGCUGAAAGACAUGCUGGAAAGAUCAUGCUGAAAUAAAAGUCAGUCACAUGUUGGAGAUGGAACAAAAUGAGAAUGAGACAAAGGUAGAGGAGAAGAGACCGAUGUUUGGGAUGUCCCCGUCAAAUUAUAAAGCUAGAAAUGUACCACCAGGAAGUUAUUUCUGGGAGGAUUGGGAAUGUGUUAAACUCCACUAUGACUUUAUGAGUCGGGAUGUUUCACAUAGAGACUGACUGAUACUUGAUUUCUAAUGUUGAGAAUGGAGGAUAUUUACAAAAUCUGAUAGUGAUAGUUCUUUUUUUUUAAAAUUAAGACAACAUUUUUGAUAAAAGUAUCACUUUAAAUUUGGUUGUGAUCGAGACAAUUUAUAAAUGAGUCACCAAAAUUUCACAUAUAUGAACGAUAUGUAGUGACCUAUGCAGUCUCACAUUUGAGAGAUUCAUGGCAAAUAUUAUAUAUCCAUUUUUAAAUUACAUGUUCAGGCAAAUUUAAGCCUCUCUUCCUAUAUUUUAGUGCUGCAACGAUUAUUUUCAUUAUUGAUUAUUAUUUUUUAAUUAAUGAAACAAUUGUUCUGUCUGUAAAAUGUCAGAAAAAGAGAAAUGCAUGUCUCAGAUGAAAGAUGACUCCGUCUAAAACCCAAAAAUAUUCAGUUUAUUGUUUUAACUGACAAUUUAAAAAAACAUCAUCACAUUUAAGAAAUUGAAAACGAUAUCAUCAUUAUCCAAGUAGUUGCAGAUUAAUUUUCUAUUUUCCAUUGAUAAAUCAAGUAAUCAUUUUGGCUGUACCUUAUUUACAUCUUGCAGCGAUCAUGUGGUAGAUUUACCAGUGAUCAUUCAGAGGAGAGUUUCUUAACUUCAUGAAUUGACGAGGACUGACACAAACUGGAAAAUACUGGAAAAAAGGCAGAGAGAUAGAGAAAUUAGAUGAGGGGAAAUAGAAAUGAAGAGAGAAGGUAAAAUGAAAGAAGCAAAGAGAAUGAAAAUGAGAGAGGAAAAAAAAGUGAAGUGAUCUUUUCAGCAGCAGUUCUGCUUCUUCAUGACUCAGUAAAAAUUUAUCACCAUAGUAACUUCAUACAUGACCAAAACGGCACCUCGCUCUUUUUAAAGAGGUACGACAGGGAUAAUUAACAUGUUUCUGUAGUUAUGAAUGGCAACACUACACAGUCAGAGCUGAUGUUUCACUAAAACAAACUUGUUACAACUUAAUUCCUGCUUCUUUCUUUAUAUAAUUUUCUAUGUAUGUGUUUUUAUAUUAUGGGUUUGCAGUUUUGUGAAUCUUUGGUGCUGUAUUUUUCUGUUAGUAUGAUUUUUUUUUGUCAUGUAACAGGCAACUGUACCUACCUGAGAUCUUUGUAAAUCUUUGAUGAUUAUGAAAGAUUUUUAUACUUUCCAGAACAAGAAAGAAAAAUAUAUUUUUUUUCUAAUUCCUCUCCCUGAAAAUGUUUUUAAUUUGAAGCUGUUGUAACUUCAGAGUUUGGCCUCACUGUGAACAAUAACAAGAUAAUAUAUGAACGACAGCUCUAGACUGAUUUGCAUCGCCGUAGUAACACUAAUGAACAUGAUUUCCUCAUUAAUCUACAUCUUCUGUAACUUGUGUAUUUCUGUGUAAAAGAAGAAAUCACACGAGAAAACCGAAAUGUUGUUGAUUUCAGCUCUAAUAUAUUUUUUCAGGAUCAUUUUAAAACCUUCUGCUGCUUCAAGAUGCACUUUUAAAAACUAUUUUCACCACUAACUUAAAGUUCUGAUUUACUUGAUCAGGAUUUGGCGGUAAUUAAUCAAUUACUACUGUUGAAUAUUAGUCCCAAUGCAUAUAUGUUUUAAUGCAUCUCCAUUAUAUUUUAUACAUGCUGUAAAUAUUAAUAAUACACAUAUUUUUCAUAUUUGAUCUUCAGUCUGAGAAGAGGUGCAAAAGUAGGUGAAACAAAUAUUUUUCCAUUUGUCAAAGCAAACAAUUUGAAUAUAAUGCAUUUUAAAAAUGGAUCAUUUUUUUAAAAUCUAAAGUUUAGUGCAGCUGUGUAUGCAUGUCAAGGCUUCUACCAGGACAUGCAACAUGCUGAUAAUGUUCCUUUUAGUUUCCUUGAACAGGAGAGUAAACACUGUAAGAAGCUAAAAUCACUUCUCUGUAAAUAGUUUCAGUUUUCUGUUUGUGAAAAGAGAAAUCUGAAGAAAUUGGCUGACAAUACAAUAGAUAGACAAUACCAGGACGAAACCAGGACAAGGAUAGUGAGGGUUUUUUUUAACACAGGAUUCACAUUUAUCAAAUAGAUGACAAUUAACCUUCAUAAAAUGAUCAUCUUAAGGACAGAGGUGCAGCAGGAGCGCAACAUAUUCUAUUAUUACAGCUCCUACUUUAAGUCACAAGUAUAGUUUCAUGUUUUAAAAAUGCACAGUACUGUAGUUAUUAAAAAAACGUUACUCAAAUAAGAAUAAAUAUUGCAUUUGUAAGGGACUGUUUUCAGCGCUGGAUUAAUGCACUAUUUCCAGCAAUGUUUUCAUCAUUGAUUAAUCCACUUAUCAUCUCAAUCAAUCAAUUAAUUCUAUAAGACGUCAUAAAAUAGUUUCCAGAGACCAAGCUUGUUGUGUUAGAUCAGAAGUCUGAAAUCCAAUGACAUUCAGAUUAGUAUCAUACAAUACAAACAAAAACAGCAAAUAAUCACAUUUAAGAAGCUUGAUCCUGAAUAUUUAACAUUUAAAAUAAGUAAUCAUGAUCAAAAUUGUUGCCCAUUCAUGUUUUUGUCAAUUAAUUUAUUUUAGUUUCAGUUCAAAUAUAGACAGAACUGUCACUUUAAUUGGUUACAGAGAUCAAAAUCUCCAUCAAAAAACAUCCUAUGUACCAGUUUUAUUUAAGGGUUGAUUCACUCAGUCUAAGGCCUUUGCUGGACAACUAUAAUAGUUGUCAGAGUCGACCUGAUGACGCCUCAUGGCUUCGUGCCAGUAGAGAGCUGUGAUCUGCAGCAGCCAGCAGUGCCUUAAGACGCAUUAUUCACAGCAGUUUUUAUUGUUUCAGAGCAGAACAUACAUCUGAAUCUCUUCAUUAUGCAGUAAAACUCAUGCUCAGUCUUUUUUUAAAACACCAUUUGUAUGUAGACAUUUUUGUCUUGUUUGUAUCGGGUGAUUUAAAAAUGUAUCCAAAUAAGUUUCCAUCUGUAUUGACAGUAUACAAUUUCUGUUUUCCAUAUUUGUCUGUGGGUUUCUAUUAAAAAAAGGAG
Scomber japonicus (chub mackerel) is the source of this 5353-nucleotide messenger RNA. It is a transcript of the gene osgn1, whose product is annotated as oxidative stress induced growth inhibitor 1. The record is from RefSeq and is a predicted model, not a curated record. Lineage: Eukaryota; Metazoa; Chordata; Actinopteri; Scombriformes; Scombridae. The transcript has 8 exons. The coding region runs from base 208 to 1842 and encodes 544 amino acids.